This is a messenger RNA of Homarus americanus (American lobster), 2512 nucleotides long. Its product is annotated as piwi-like protein Siwi. The transcript has 18 exons. Bases 20 to 2512 code for a protein of 830 amino acids. Gene Ontology annotation, biological process: regulatory ncRNA-mediated gene silencing. Lineage: Eukaryota; Metazoa; Arthropoda; Malacostraca; Decapoda; Nephropidae. Gene Ontology annotation, molecular function: protein binding; piRNA binding. Gene Ontology annotation, cellular component: P granule. The record is from RefSeq and is a predicted model, not a curated record.
UUACGAGUAGGAGACCAGUAUGGAUGGGGCUGGUGGAAGGGGCAGAGGUCAUCGCAGAGGUAAAGCCAGGGGUCAGUGGGCACAGUUCUCACAGGCAGCUAGUGGUGCUGUCCCAAAACAACAAGCAAGCCCACAUGCUGCUUCUUUGGUGCCUUCUCAGGUGUUACCGCCGGGUCGGGCACAAGAAAGAGCGAGUUCUGUAGGACGUGCAUGCACUCUCAGCAGAGGCCAGACUUCUUCCCCUGUGAGAACUCAGCAACUGGGACCACCUCAACAACCUGCAGUAAGUAGAGCUGCUUAUCAAGUUGCAGAAAAAAAUGUAGACACAAGACAGGGGAGGCAGCGGCCUGCUGUUGAGGAACUUGUACAGUCCGUAGGAGCUGUUAAGCUGGAAGCUGGUGGUGGUGAUGGUGUAGAGGAAAUUACUGCUCAUUCUGUUGGACGUGGUACGAUGCGUGGCAGGAGGGAGAGCCGUCAGAUUGUUUGGACUAAACCACAGACUGUGGAAGAAAAGAAAGGCAUGGCUGGUAAAAGCAUUCAGUUGAUAGCGAACUACUUCAUUUUGAACAAAGCGCAUUCCUGGAAAUUGUGUUUAUAUCAUGUUUACUAUAGCCCUGAUGAAGACCGGACUAGAGAGAGGAAGCAACUUCUUCGACAGCAUCGUGAACUAUUGGGUGCUAAUUACCUCUUCGAUGGCAUGUUGCUUUACCUGGCAUAUAAGCUUGGAAAUGAGGUAACAAAGCUCGUCUCUAAACGAGAAUCUGAUGGAUCAGUUUACCAACUAAAAAUCAAGUUCAUUAAAGAGGUAAGCAGCAUGGAGACGCAGUUUGAGCAGAUACUGAACACUAUUCUCCGUCGAUGUCAAGAAUUCCUUGGUCUUCAGUUGAUUGGUCGCAACUAUUACAACCCAAAGGCUGCGUCAAGGGAAGAGAGACACAAGAUUUCUAUAUGGCCCGGAUUUUCUACAAGCAUCCGGCAACAUGAAGAUUCCAUUCUCUUGAAUGCUGAUGUCUUACACAAAUUUCUUCGGACAGAGACUGCAUAUGAACUCAUAGAGCGGUGUAAAUACAAUAUGAAAAAGGAAGUUGACAAACUACUCCUGGGAGCCAUUGUAAUGACAACUUACAAUGAUAAAACAUACAGAGUAGAUGAUGUGGACUGGAAUCUGACUCCAUCAUCAAAAUUUCCUUACAGGGGAGAUGAGAUUUCCUACAUAGAUUAUUAUCAAAAGAAUUACCAAGUUAGGAUCAAAGAUGUAAAGCAGCCAAUGCUCAUGUCAAAACCUAAGAAGAGAGAUUUAAGAAGAGGUUUAGGAAAUAUUUACCUUGUGCCAGAAUUGUGUGCUCUGACAGGACUGACAGACAUCAUGAAGUCAGACUUUAAUAUGAUGAAGGAUCUAAGUAAGUACAUGCGGAUGGGUCCUGAUAAACGCGUCGAAGCAUUGCAGCGUUUCAACCAGGACCUCUCUUCUAAUGCUAAGGUGAUGCAGGAGAUGGAGCAUUGGGGUCUGAAUCUCUCACCAUCCUUGAUACGAAUUCAAGGACGUAUAUUGCCAGAAGAACAAAUUCUCCAAGAUGGCAGAAGUAUUUGUUACAACCAACAAACAUCAGAUUGGUCCAAAGAGCUUCGUAGUCUGAAGUUCAAUUUACCUGUUGGACUUGACAAUUGGGCAGUUGUUUUCCCACUGAAGUUCGCUACUGAUGCACGUGAGUUGUUGUCCAGUGUACAACGUGUUGGAGCACCCAUGGGAAUGAUGAUUAAGAAUCCAGCUAUGUUUGGUUUGCAAGGUGAUAGUGUUCAUGAGUAUAUCGGUGUGUUCAAUCAAUGUGUAGGAAAGCAGCUUGUGUUGAUACUUCUAUCAAACAACCGUGCUGAUCGAUAUAAUGCUGUGAAGCGUCACCUCUCCAUUAAAAUGGGCAUCGCCAGUCAGUGCAUUCUAAGCCGGACAUUAUUAAAGAAACAACGCCUGAUGUCUGUUGCAACAAAGGUAGCAAUUCAAAUAAACUGCAAGCUGGGUGGUGAACCUUGGAAUAUUGCAAUUCCUCUUAAAAAUGCUAUGGUUAUUGGAUAUGAUACUUACCAUGAUAAAGCUACAAGAGGACAGUCAUAUGGUGCAGUUGUGUCUUCUACAAAUCAGACAUGGACACAAUACCUAUCACAAGUAUCAUGCCAUAGCAGUCAGGAGGAACUUACAAAUAAUUUUGCUGCAGGUAUAAGAAAUGCCAUCAAUCGUUAUAAAGUGCAGAAUGGCUUCCAACCAAGGAUGAUUGUGGUGUACCGUGAUGGGGUUGGUGAAGGACAAAUUGAGUUUGUCAAGGAACAUGAAAUUUCUGCUGUUAAGCGGAGCUUUCAACAAUUAUAUGAGACACCUCCAAAGUUUGCCUUCAUAAUAGUGACCAAGAGGAUCAACACUCGUUUCUUUGUUGAGAAUAGAAGAGGUAUUAUUAACACACCUCCAGGGACUGUAGUUGAUGAUGUCAUCACUUUUCCAGAAAGAAAUAUACGCAAAUAG